UGUACAAAUACCUAGAUUCGUAUGUACUGUAUAAACCUACUGUACAUACCUUUGGUACUUUAAACUAACACACACUCUUUUGGUACAGACACACACACAUGACGUUUCCGCCCCCUGGUAUUUUUAGUUAUAAUUGGCUUUUCAUGCUCCUGCAUGGGCUUACUUUUCUUUGAUAACAGUUUUUCAGAUGCACAAAUGAAUUCCAAUGGGGUGGAAGCAAAAGCUCUUUAUUCCCAUCAUCUGGUGUUUUCUUCAGAGAAUAUCAAACACACAAUUUGCUUUACAGCAACCAGAAAUCAACCCAAACACAAAUGAGAUCCCUGUUCUUGAGUUCCAAGGGGAUGGGUAUGCAAGUGCCGAAACAUGGGCUCUAUACAAUGGAACAGUUAAAGAAGACCAGAUAUCUUUUACAAUAUGUCAUAGGUUUCAAUUGUGGUAUCAAAGGCCAAGAAUGUAUAUAUUUGGGUAUGCACAAAGUGAUGCUGAAGCUAAUGAGUUGUCUGCUGAAUAUCAUCUUGGCCGGGAGUCAUUCCGCCUAUGUAAGAGAGGCACAAAAUACUGUGCAUACUAUGACAAACUACCAAAAUUCUACGAAUGGACACAUAUUUGCGUCACUUAUGAUGGAUACAAGGAUAUUUACAAGGUUUUUAUAAAUGGGGAAAAGGUGGAUAGUGGAUCUUGGACGGGGGAGAAUUCAUUGGAGUUACUAAGAUCAAAAGGGAUUCUUUAUCUUGGCCAGGAUCAGGAUUCAUUUGGUGGUGGCUUCCAGCUUACACAAUCCUGGUCUGGGCUUAUUUCUCAAUUUAAUUGGUGGGAUUUCCCCCUAGAAGACUUCUUUAUCGAGAAUGUGGCUGAAUGUAGGACUGAUUUACUGGGAAAUGUCCAGGAAUGGAAAGAAGAAAUGUGGACACUGAAUAAAAUUGUACUCAAGAAAGUACCACUUUUUGAACUUUGUGGAUCAGCAGAUCCUGCAGAACAGGAUUAUUUUUUGUUUCCACUUCCCUAUGAACAUCAUUUUUACACAUCUUGGUGUUUAAAUCAGGGUGGGCAGAUUAUAUCUCCAACAAAUGAUGAAAAUUAUCAUGUUUUAAUGGAUACUGCUGAAAAUCUUGUUAACAGGGAGAUUCAUGAAAAAUGCCUGCUAGCUUCUGGAAGUUUAAACAUUUGGAAUGGUUUAACUGAUCAAUGGGAAGAGGAUCUUUGGGUGAACCCUUACUCAAAGGAGCCAACAGAAGCUUCGUUUUGGCAAGUUGGCCAAGAGUUUGGUAACCCCAGUGAGAAUUGUGCUAAGACUGGAGAUGACAGAAAAUGGCAAGUUACAAACUGUAAUGAAAAGUUAUGCUCUUUAUGCCACUUUCCUAUUGCAAUGAACUUAUCAAUGAGAGGACUGUGUGCAUCUGAAACAAAGAUCAUGGAGGGAUUCUUUGACAUGUUUUAUUUUCUCAAAGGUUUUGUUAACUUGAAACCUCAUUGGAGAGGAUUGGGCAAAUCACAUAUAUAUUUCAUACCUGAAAGGCAAACUUGGCGACUUGAAAGCUAUUAUGAUUUGGACAAAUAUGCUGAAUUCUAUGCUGAAGAUUCCAAUCCUUAUGAUUACUUUCCAACUGGGCGAUCCUUAUGGUUUGUCAAUCAAGGAAUCUGUCAACUAGACAACAAUGCUAAGUAUAAGAUGACUCUUUCCAACUGCAUCUUCAAUGAUGGAACUGGCUAUGAUUACACAUGUACAGAUGGUACUUGUAUAAAUAUCAACAAAAGAUGUGAUUUAGUUGACGAUUGCCCUGAUGCUUCUGAUGAAAGAGAUUGCAACAUCUUGACCAUCCCAAAAGGUUACAAAAGUGAAAUAUUUCCUAUAUCCGCCACAGGAGAUCCAAUACUUGUUACAGCAAACAUUACUAUUCUGUCAUUUCCUAAGAUAAAUACUCUAGAUCUCUCUUACACUGUGGAUUUUAUCCUUUUACUAAAAUGGGCAGACCCAAGAUUGCAAUUUGAAAAUCUACGAGAUGUAGCUGAGUUAAAUAGUUUAUCUACUCAGCUAAUUGAAUCUAUUUGGACCCCAACGCUAUCAUUUCCAAAUGCCCGGCAAGCAGAGGGAACUGUUGUAGACACAGGAUCCAUUAGUAAGGUUGUAAAGAAAGGAUUUCCCAUUCCGGAUGAAUUUAAUCGGGCGGUGGAAGCCACUGUUUACCCUGGUAAAGAUUCACCUAUUAUCAUGGAGAGAGAAUAUUAUGUAGAAUUCAACUGUGACUAUGAACUAUCAAUGUAUCCUUUUGAUACUCAAAUCUGUAAGAUGGAGUUUGAAGUAAAUGGCAUCCCUGAUAAGUAUUUAUCGAUGAGCGCUGAAAUACCCAAAGAUUGUGACUCAUGUUUUGGUGCAGUUUAUCUAGGAAACAGAGUACUGGUAGAGUAUAUAGUGGGGGAUACAGUUAUGGAAUCUGUGGUGAAUCAAACAAGCGGCUACGGAAAAGUUAUUCUCAAUGUGGUAUUUAAAAGGCGUUGGAUUUACCACCUAGUCACUAUUUUUGUACAGUCUGUAGCUUUACUCUUUGUGGCAUAUGUGACUUUCUACUUCAAACUAUCAAAUUUCUCAGAUCGUGUGAUGAUUGCUAUCACAAUCCUAAAUGUUGUGGCCACUGUUCAGUCAUCAAUUGGUACUCUUGUUCCCAAAACCUCCUACUUGAAAAUGAUAGACUAUUGGCUACUCUACUCGUUCAAUAUCAACAUCAUUAUAAUGGCCAGCCAUGUCCUCUUAGACGCAGCUAUCCCAAGAGAUUCCUUAACGGGUCUUGCCAUCAAUCCACGUUUCACUCAACAGAAGUACAAAGAUGAAAGCGAUGAAGAAGAUGAAAAAUUAUCGUUCUUUGGAGAAAAUCCUGGCUGGGAACCUGGGUGGGUUAAGGCUUACAGAAUAAAUGUUUUGAGCAAGGUGUUUCAAGUUGUUAUGUUCCUUAUAUUUAACAUUGUAUUCUGGGGUGUAGCAAUCAACCACAACUUCACAUCUGUGUCUCUGCUGUCGACUGGAAGAAAGUAACCUGGGAUGUAAAGAAAAUAACAAUUCUUAUCAUAUAUCUUAUAAAAUAAGUUAGCAUCACAUGUAUUAGAUAUAAUUAAAAUAAUAAUAAUGAUUAUUUUAGUUUAACAUUUUAUUUAUUAUUUUCAAAUUAAUA
Molecule: messenger RNA, 3164 nt
Organism: Eurytemora carolleeae
Lineage: Eukaryota; Metazoa; Arthropoda; Copepoda; Calanoida; Temoridae
Exons: 4
Coding region: 206-3028 (940 amino acids)
Biological process (GO): chemical synaptic transmission; signal transduction; regulation of membrane potential
Cellular component (GO): neuron projection; synapse; membrane
Molecular function (GO): neurotransmitter receptor activity; protein binding; extracellular ligand-gated monoatomic ion channel activity
Source: RefSeq, a predicted model, not a curated record